Messenger RNA from Diabrotica virgifera virgifera (western corn rootworm), 702 nucleotides. RefSeq lists its product as uncharacterized. The coding region runs from base 72 to 665 and encodes 197 amino acids. Lineage: Eukaryota; Metazoa; Arthropoda; Insecta; Coleoptera; Chrysomelidae. The record is from RefSeq and is a predicted model, not a curated record. The transcript is spliced from 2 exons.
GAAUUCUAUUAGAACUGUCAAAAGGACUUUUACACAAUAAAUAUUUUGCAUUUUAGAGUUUUUCUAAAAAAAUGGAACCUAGUUCAGCAACCCCUAGUUCAACAGAAGAUGUAUGCAAAAGCAAAAUUGUACGUAAACCAAAUGCUGAUAUGGAGGAUGAGUUAUUGGAGAAAUGUUGGGUAGCAAGCUACAAAGGCGACAGUAAACCAUUUCUAAUAAGAGAUGGAUCAUUUGUAUAUCCCAGAGAAAAGGACUGUUCAACGAUGAAGUCAUCCUAUCAGUACCCCGUUCCUGAUGAUAGAACAGCUUUAGGUGUCAGGAAAACUAAAUUAUUAAAACAAUUCGAGGAAGAAGCCAUAAAGGAGGUAACAGACGAAGGGGAGCCUCCUGUGUCAAUCGGGGAUUAUGAUAGUGUAUAUAAUCGGUUUUUCAGAAAAGAAGGAUUCGAACCCGACGACCAAUUCUACACAAGAAACGAGGAAUUAUAUAAAAAAUAUCCGCUUUAUUCUUCCCUGCCAACUACGUUUACAUCAUUCAAAUUGAAACAAGACAAAAAUAAGAAACCGGACGGAGUCACUCCAACAAUCUAUAACAACCAACCUUUUAGAAAGUGCGGCCAAUUUUCGAAACCAAUCAGUGAAGUCCUAGAUACUCGUUAUUGGUGAAAUUGUAAAAUUUUAUAAAAAAAAAUAUUUACAAUUA